Messenger RNA from Panicum hallii, 1329 nucleotides. Its product is annotated as heme-binding-like protein At3g10130, chloroplastic. The transcript has 7 exons. The record is from RefSeq and is a predicted model, not a curated record. The coding region runs from base 136 to 1008 and encodes 290 amino acids. NCBI's taxonomy places the organism in Eukaryota, Viridiplantae, Streptophyta, Magnoliopsida, Poales, Poaceae.
GAAAGGCCAGAACACCAGAAGCCCAGCGUAAAAAUCUGCCGCAGCCCGCAGCAGAGGAAACACCGGGACGCAGCGCAACCGGCUACGAGCCCACCGGCACAGCUCGCGGACACCGCGCCGACAACGAGAAAUCAAAUGGCGCCGCUGUGCUCCGCUUCCCCGCGGCCGCUCGAAGCCCCAGGCCAGCCUCGCCGCGGCGCGCGCCCGCCGCGGACGGUCGCCGUGGCCGCGGGCGCCCGCGCCAGCGGCGCCGAGGCCCGCGCGUCGCUGGUGCUGGCCCUGGCCUCGCAGGCGCUCGCCGCGUCGCAGCGCCGCGCCGCCGACCUCGCCGCCGAGGCCGCCAAAUACGCCUUCCCGUCCCGCCGCUUCGAGCCGCGCACCCUCGAGGAGGCCCUCAUGUCUGUUCCCGAUCUCGAGACGGUCCCGUUCCGUGUCCUGAAGCGCGAGGCGGACUAUGAGAUUAGAGAAGUGGAGUCAUACUUCGUUGCUGAAACAACGAUGCCUGGAAGAUUUGGGUUUGAUUUCAACGGAUCAUCUCAGUCAUUCAACGUGCUGGCGUCUUAUUUAUUCGGUAAGAACGUAGCUUCUGAGCAAAUGGAAAUGACUACUCCUGUUAUUACUCGGAAGGGUGAGCCCAGCAGUGAAACGAUGGAAAUGACAACCCCGGUGAUAACAAAGAAGUCAGCUGGUGAAAAUAAAUGGAAGAUGUCAUUUGUGAUGCCAGCGAAGUAUGGUUCCAACUUGCCUCGCCCAAAAGAUCCUUCUGUGACCAUCAAAGAGGUGCCCAGCAAAAUCGUAGCAGUUGCAGCAUUUUCAGGUUUGGUUACGGAUGAUGACAUAAGCAAGAGAGAGUCCAAAUUGCGCGAAUCUCUUCAGAAAGAUACUGAAUUUAGAGUGAAAGACGGUUCGGUGGUGGAAGUUGCACAGUAUAAUCCUCCUUUCACACUUCCAUUCACAAGGCGUAAUGAAAUAGCAUUGGAGGUUAAGAGGAAUGAUAUAUCCUCCUGAUGUCCUAGAUUAACAAACAAAUUGUUAGAAUUUGAGAGUAUAUGCAAAUGUCCAUUGUCCCUGAUGUAUAUAUAUACCAUGUCUAUGUUCCCUAUUUUGUAUAUAUGUAGACAUAUUGUUUAUCACAUGCAUAUCAUACAGAAUUGUAAAUUGAAAGGAUCUUCUAAGUUUAUUUUAACUCUGGUCUCUUAAUUUAUUAGUGGUAUGGUAGCAUCAGUGCAGAAGUGGCCUAUCUUAUGAUCCUUGCCAUAAGGCAAAUUUUGAAUUGUAAACAAAAGCCUUUUUCUGGACAUCCGGCUAAAAUAUGGGCUUGUCCUUUUC